Molecule: messenger RNA, 426 nt
Organism: Dibothriocephalus latus
Lineage: Eukaryota; Metazoa; Platyhelminthes; Cestoda; Diphyllobothriidea; Diphyllobothriidae
Source: the annotation of a GenBank genome assembly
AUGAAGUUACUCGGAAAAAAGGAGGAUCCGCGUACGAAGGUGCGAGAACUCCAGAGGAAAAUGCGGCGGGAAGAGAUGAAACUGGACCGCGAAAUUAAUGCGAUUCAGCAGAAGUCAAAGCAGUCUGAAAUAGAGGUAAAACGGUACGCGAAAACCGGUAACAUGGAUGCAGCAAAAUUACUUGCGCGCCAAAUUGUCGCCUCUCGCAAGGCCGUUAAUCGAUUGUACUCUGCCAAAGCAGAGCUUCAAACAGUCUGCAUGGACUUGGAUCAUCAGAUAGCAGUGAUUCGGAUGUCUGGCGCCAUUAAGAGUAGCACAGAUGUGAUGAAGUCAAUGUCCAAUCUCAUUAAGGUAAGUCAAUCUCCGCCAGCCCUGUGCCUCUGUUGUUUUUCACACAAACACGCAUGCCUGUAUCUGGGCUGUUAA